AUGGAUGGCCAUCUUAGAACAACCGAAUAAGUGAGACUUUGGAAUUAGGUGAGAGUUUAUUAAUGUUAAAUAUAAAAUUGUAAACUAUUAUUAAAGAAUUAAAAACCAUUUAAAUUUGUGAUUAUAGAACAUGAAUUAAAUCAUGUCGAAAUUUUUAAAACCAGAAUCAGAAGGAUCGGAUCUCAACCUUAAAAUGAAGGCUCAAAGUUCUUGUAAGGAGAAGAAGAAAAUGAAGUAGAAGAAAAACUGGCUCCAAAGAAUGAAGAACCAAAAAAUAUUAAAAAAAUAAACAAAAAAAAAUUAAAAAUAAAAAAAAUGAUUCUGAAGAUGAAUUAGAUAAAAUACUAGCAUCUAAGGCACUGUAAGAAUAAGAAUUGGAUGAAGAGGCAAAAAAAGAUAGCUGAAAAAAGAAGAAAAAAAAGUAAAAUAGGCAGAAAAGAAGAAAAAUUAGCCAUAACCAUAGCCAUAGUAAUAAGCAUAGAUCCUUGAA
This is a messenger RNA of Paramecium octaurelia, 490 nucleotides long. Lineage: Eukaryota; Ciliophora; Oligohymenophorea; Peniculida; Parameciidae. The record is from the annotation of a GenBank genome assembly.